This is a messenger RNA of Nilaparvata lugens (brown planthopper), 1434 nucleotides long. RefSeq lists its product as uncharacterized. Gene Ontology annotation, cellular component: plasma membrane. Gene Ontology annotation, biological process: detection of chemical stimulus involved in sensory perception of smell; sensory perception of smell. The record is from RefSeq and is a predicted model, not a curated record. The transcript is spliced from 7 exons. NCBI's taxonomy places the organism in Eukaryota, Metazoa, Arthropoda, Insecta, Hemiptera, Delphacidae. Bases 113 to 1288 code for a protein of 391 amino acids. Gene Ontology annotation, molecular function: odorant binding; olfactory receptor activity.
GGAGCCAAUCAAAGAAGAAACAUUUCAAAUGAAAACUUGUUGACGAAAAACUAUUUUAAAGUAUACUACCUUCAAAUUCACCUCAAAACUUGCUGAUAUCAAGAGUAAACACAUGGAUUCUAUGCAAAUGGAGGAUGAGAAGAGUAUACCAUUAUCUAAUUUUGGGAACAAGGUGCCCAAAGCUCUAUCAACACUGUAUCUAUUGUUCACAUUUUGUAUGCAAAUAGAUCUGAUUGUUUCUAUGAAGAUACAGUGGAAGGAUUUCAUGUUGAGAAUUCUCUCAAUAAAGGAAUUCAAUACAACACUAUUUGCAAUGUUUGGCUAUUUAUCGAUGAAUUUCGAGGUGGCACAUCUGGAUAGAAUGAUUGAUAUGCAUUUUAGACGAAUGAAAAACAUGCAAGGAAAUAAAAUAAUAGAGACCAGAGAUUUGAGGAAAAGAGGUUUUGAAAGGAUCGCAUCUCGCAUUUUCAUGACAAUUUUUUUAAGUGCCUCAAUUUUACCCUACUUUCAAGGAGUGUUGUUGGCUGUCAAAAAUGGUACAAAGGACCUCAACUUCGAGAAGCUUCCUUACAUAAUCUACACUCACUAUCCAGAUACUAUGAGGACGGUUCCCAUCUAUUUGACUAUACUAACAACCCAGUUUUUGUGGUAUGGAUUGAUGCUAAUACAGUGGUAUCGAUUGUAUAAGAGCUAUUUUGUCUCUGCACUAUGUUUGAUAACUGAAAUGGAGCUCCUAGUGGUGGCAUUGAAUGACUUGGAUGAAAAGGAUAAAAAUACAAACGGAAAUGUGAAUUUUAACAAAAUAGAGAAAACAAGCAAUAAUUCACUUGACAAAUACAUGGCUGCGUUGGUAAAAGAACAUCAUAUAAUUUGCAGAGGAUUGAAGACGCUGAAUACUGGAGCAAGCUGCAUGAACCUGGGAUUCUACAAUGUGUUCGCGUUACAAAUGUGUCUCUAUAUUCUGUUUGUUAUUGAGAUGGAUGAAAUGGUGGCUAGGAUAAAAUAUACAGUGACAGGAAUAAUAGUAUUUUCAAUAAGCAUAUCUGGAAGUAAAAUAGGACAGGACGUGGCAGACCAGGGAGAGAGAUUAAGACUUGCAAUGUACCAGAGUGAGUGGAUAGACAAACCAGUUUGGUUACAAAAGUUUAUUCUACUAAUGAUAACAAGGGCUUCUCGCAAUAUGGAAAUGAAACCCUAUGGAUUGUACGUUCUGAAUAUGUCAUCAGUAACAAAUGUGGUUAAAGGUACUUACACUUAUUUUAAUCUGGUGACAAAUCUAAGAGUAUGAACUCUGCCAAACUAUUAGUGACAAUUGAGGAGCUGGGUAGAAAAACGACCUGAGGCCACUCGUGUCGUUUUUCCGCAACACGCUUCAUUCUAUCCGCCAUUAAAUUCUGAACAGAUUGGUACAUAAAAUUUUGUUGUAUCUUGAAA